Messenger RNA from Cotesia glomerata, 477 nucleotides. RefSeq names its product BCL-6 corepressor-like protein 1. Gene Ontology annotation, molecular function: protein binding. Bases 1 to 477 code for a protein of 158 amino acids. Lineage: Eukaryota; Metazoa; Arthropoda; Insecta; Hymenoptera; Braconidae. The transcript has a single exon. The record is from RefSeq and is a predicted model, not a curated record.
AUGAAUACUGAGCUAAGUCCAUCUCAAAUGGCUUGCAGCGCAAUGAUGUAUCGGUGCAUCAAAGAUCAUCAAUUUGAUUAUAUAAAAUUGUUAUUAGAAAAUGGAAUGGAUGUAAAUCAACCAAUCAUAACAACUGGAGAAUUUGCGGGCUACACAGCAUUACAUGUUGCGUGCAUGGAAGAUGACAGUGAAUUGGUGCGGUUACUGGUUGAGAAUUAUGGAGCAGAUGUCAAUGCCAUGGCUGCUGAUGGGACUCAACCCAUACUUUUGGCUUGUUUUUAUGAAAAAUGCCACGAUGACCUAUGUGAGUGUUCUGAGGAAAGUACAACAGGCAUAUUGGCGCAUGCCAAGGCAAAUAAUGAUAUCGAAUUUGGUCCAGAAAUUUUGUCAAAGCACUUUAAAAACAGACAUUGGUAUACCGAUUUCGGUGACAAAAUUCCACUCGUUGCUUAUCUUAUUUUUAAUGAUGAAACGUAA